CGUCGAGUGGAGACGAGGCGGGAUGCCGCGCAAGGUGUUCAACGAUCAAAUCCAUGGAUAUAUCACGAUGAGUCCGCUGUGUGUAUCGAUCAUCGACACACCGCAGUUCCAGCGACUCCGCGACUUGAAGCAGUUGGGCACGUUGUACUACGUGUUUCCUGGUGCGUCGCACAAUCGUUUUGAGCAUUCGUUGGGUGUGGCACACCUGGCCGGCGCGACUGUGGAGCGCUUUCGGACGAACCAACCGGACUUGGACAUCACGGCGAAAGACGUCGAGCUGUUGAGCGUGGCAGGUCUCGUGCAUGACUUGGGCCACGGGCCGUUUUCCCACGUAUUCGACGGCGCGUUCAUGAUGAAUGCGCGUCCUAGUAGCUCGUACUCGCACGAAGACAUGUCGCUUCGCAUGCUCGAAUACCUCGUGGACGACAACCACAUCGACAUGGACAAGUACGACGUGCGUUUUGUCCAGCAAAUUGUCCAAGGCGCGAAGCGCACCCAUCAAGCGCGCUUGGAUUCGCGCGGCUUUCUGUACGAGAUCGUCGCCAACGGCCGCAACUGCAUCGAUGUCGACAAGUUCGACUACCUCGCACGGGAUAUGGCAAACCUAUUUGGCGGGAAAAAAGGCUACGAUUAUUCGCGCUUGUGGCACUACAACCGCGUGAUCGGCAACGAAAUUUGUUACCACACAUCCGUCACCAACGACAUAUACGAGAUGUUCCAGCAGCGCUACUACAUGCACAAGCAGAUAUACAACCAUCGCAAGGGCAAAGCUGUCGAGUACAUGAUUUGUGAUGCGAUGCUCUUGGCCGACAAAGAGCUCUGCAUUUCCGACUCGACCGAAUCCCCCGAGCGAUUCCAGUACAUGACUGACCACAUCGUGAAAAUGAUCGAAUGCUCCACAUCGCACGGCCUCGCACCUGCUCGCGACAUUAUCCGCCGCAUUCGUCGCCGGCAGUUGUACGAUUUUGUCGACGAGUUCCUUGUGCCAGCAGACUUGACCAACCAAAUCCCCAAGGUCACGGCGGUAGACAUUGCAUGUGCAUCGAACGCAGCCGCCAUCAACCUGGCCGUGGACGACAUCAUUGUGUACGACGGCCGAUUGAACUAUAAUCUGCAGGACAAAAACCCAGUGGAUAUGGUGUCAUUUUACUCGACGUCCGACCUGAGCCGCAAAUUCCACACGCCGAAGGACGAAGUAAGCUUGCUUUUUCCAGACAAGUUUGAAGAGCGCAUUCUACGUGUGUUCAGCCGAAAUUCGGACGUGGGUGUGAAGCAGGCCAUUUCGGAUGCUUUCCGUCGCCACUUGAGGCAAUACACCCGUAAACUGCCGUUUUCCCCCGCUUCCAAAGUUGGCCUUAAGCCGCCGCUGCCCUCCCGGCCCCCGUCGUCGACAUCGCGAGUGUUGGAGUUGGAUUUGGACGACUCGACCGCUGCGACAAAGAAAUCCAAACUCGGGUCCUAGGUGGCUGAUCCCGACGUCACAACUAUUUCAGUUGUGGGGGUGAUGCCGUGUGUGUACAGAUAUGAAAGGCUCAAGAGCUCAAUAUACACCGUCAAUUGGCACA
Molecule: messenger RNA, 1565 nt
Organism: Aphanomyces invadans
Lineage: Eukaryota; Oomycota; Saprolegniomycetes; Saprolegniales; Verrucalvaceae
Exons: 12
Coding region: 23-1462 (479 amino acids)
Biological process (GO): dGTP catabolic process
Cellular component (GO): nucleus
Molecular function (GO): dGTPase activity
Source: RefSeq, a predicted model, not a curated record